Molecule: messenger RNA, 489 nt
Organism: Telopea speciosissima
Lineage: Eukaryota; Viridiplantae; Streptophyta; Magnoliopsida; Proteales; Proteaceae
Exons: 1
Coding region: 51-452 (133 amino acids)
Source: RefSeq, a predicted model, not a curated record
AAUCUCUCUCUCUCUCUCUCUCUCUCUCUCUCUCUAAUCUGUAAUUUUGUAUGGAAGACGAACGCGAUUUUCAAUCUCAUUCUCCAUCGGUGAAGCACAAGUUCCGAUCAAGUCUCUGCUUCUCUUGUUGCUUCGGUAACGGACAGCAUGAACAACUCGAUGAUGUAGACAAGCCAAGAGUCGUGAAAGCUUCAUCAGAAUGGCUGAAAACCAGGGCCCACGAAUUCCCUGAAUUCAAAGAAAAAUGCCGGAAUCUAAUCUUUCGGAUGGGUAGAGGUCGUAGACACUCGGCCGAUUUCAAGUACGAUCCGUUAAGCUACGCUCUUAAUUUCGAUGAAGGAACAGAUGAUGAUCAUCAAAAUGAAGAAUUACCUCUGAGGAACUUCACUUCAAGGCUUCCUGCUUCGCCUCGGAAAUCUGUGGCUGUGAGUGAGAUCACUGCAUGUAGUUAGAGAUUAAUCUUGGUUUCUUAAUUUCUCUUCUCCCCCC